UCUUUACUGUUGGUGCGCCACCGGAAAAAAAAACAGGGAAAAAAAACGGUGUUGCUAGGACACGUUAGAGUAAACAAAAAAAGUGUCAUCUAGCAUUUUUUUGCUGAUGCAAAUUAGUUUCAAAUCUAUUCAUUUAUAUUUAACCAGAGAAAUGAAUUUGGCUGGGAAAAUAAAGGAACCUGACCCCCUGAACCCAAAAGUCUUGCUAUGGGCAGAUGUAAGCUACAGUGACAUGGAGGAAAUUGAAAACAACAAGGCCAUACCAGAGCUAGAGAGGUCUCUAAUCCUUGUUUGUGGCCACACACACACAAAAUCCCUGACAUUGUGGUUAACUGGUUACUUUUUACUCAGAACUCUAUGCUGUGUGCUGGGAGUAAACAUUCCUGAGCCGAGGAGGGGAGUCCUGCUGGAGCUCUAUGUCCACACAGUGCUGUUCUGUAGAGAGAACAACUUCAACAGGGAGCAGACAUCUGUCCUCCUCUCCAUCGUCAAGAGCAUGCAUCAGGCUAACACUGAAACUCCACUCAACAAUAUGGGCCAUUGCUACGCAUACUGCAGUGAACUUCUGCUCUGUCACUCUGUCAGGAGGCCUCCCUUCAGUAUCAGCCUGUUCAGCUCUGAGGACGUGACCCAGAUCUUGAAGUUUCUCCUUAACACCUAUUUUAGACAUUACAAUCUGUACAAGUACAUAUUCACCCCUCAGGUUAGAUUGGAUCUGUCUUUUUCCUACUCUGGCAUGCCAGACGAAGACCCUGUCACUGAGACUGACGCAGUAUCAUCAGAUGGGUACGACAAGAAGGAAAAUGAGCCAGAGACUGCAGAAGGGGAACAGCCCAUUGAAGCAAUGAACACAGGUCCAGAGGUGGCUACUACAGAUCCAUCGCCCAAGUCAGAGUUGAGGACGAUAAUACAACAGGAAAUGAGAGAGGAGAUGAUACAUAUGUCAAGGCAACUAGAGCAACGAUUGAAGGAAAGUGCAGAUCGGCUAAAUAGCGCACUGACUUCACUGGAGACCAAUCUCCAAGGCAAAAAGUAAACAUCAAAGCCUGAUUUUUAUCUAUGCAUUUCAUUCUGUUCUUUGCACAUGCUGUUCUUUGCACUAAAACACGUUAGUCAAAUUUGAGAUAUAGGUUAUUUGUGGGUGUCUGUCAGUAAAGAGGUUGAUUGCGUAAUCAUGUUUUUGUUAACUCCUUUAAACACAAAAUCAACACACAAAUAUUACAAAGUAAAUAGGUUACUUUCAUUAUCAAUAAAACAUUGGUCUUUCA
Oncorhynchus nerka (sockeye salmon) is the source of this 1268-nucleotide messenger RNA. It is a transcript of the gene cfap119, whose product is annotated as cilia and flagella associated protein 119. NCBI's taxonomy places the organism in Eukaryota, Metazoa, Chordata, Actinopteri, Salmoniformes, Salmonidae. Bases 107 to 1036 code for a protein of 309 amino acids. The record is from RefSeq and is a predicted model, not a curated record. The transcript is spliced from 8 exons.